Messenger RNA from Suhomyces tanzawaensis NRRL Y-17324, 684 nucleotides. It is a transcript of the gene VPS22, whose product is annotated as ESCRT-II subunit protein. The record is from RefSeq and is a predicted model, not a curated record. The transcript has a single exon. Gene Ontology annotation, cellular component: ESCRT II complex. Gene Ontology annotation, biological process: protein transport to vacuole involved in ubiquitin-dependent protein catabolic process via the multivesicular body sorting pathway. NCBI's taxonomy places the organism in Eukaryota, Fungi, Ascomycota, Pichiomycetes, Serinales, Debaryomycetaceae. Bases 1 to 684 code for a protein of 227 amino acids.
AUGAACAGGUGGGGUAACGACAAGGACGCUUUUCUUCUGUUGGGCCAGGCGCUCGAGCAGCGCCACCUGGACCAGCUCUCGACCCAGCUCAGCGUGAUCCAGUCGGUCUUGGUCAACUUUGCCCACGAGCACGAGCAAGACAUCAAGCGCAACAGCGAGUUCAGAGGCAAAUUCACCCGGAUCUGCGAGGUGGUGGGCGUCGACGUGCUCGAGUUGGUGUUGACAGGUACCAAGCUGGACAACUACCACAUUGCACUCUCGGUGCGUAUUGUGGAGAUCUCCCAGGAGACCCGCGACAUCAACGGAGGCCUUCUUGCAGUCAAAGAGCUCGUGUCGAUCCUCCAGUCGAAGAACGUGCCCAUCGCGGCGUCUGAGCACGACAUCGAGACCUCGGUGGCUAUUCUCAACCAAUUGGGCCGGGGGUUUGAGAUCCUCAACAUCAACGGCAAGAAAUGGCUCCGAUCCGCAGGCUCCACCAUUUCCAGCGACCAGAAGACCAUCUACGAGUUGUGUGGCUUCAUGGGCGGCUACGUGUCCUACAGACUCUUGCGGGACAACUAUGACUGGGACAGGGCCAGGUGCAAGACCGUUAUCGACGAAAUGAUCCUGAACGGGUUGUUGUGGUUGGACGCUCAGCAGGGAGAGACCUUGUACUGGGUGCCGUCGUGGAUAUCAAGAACAUAG